UUUUCUUUUUCUUUUUUUUUUCUUCUUUUUUUGUAGUUUUAGCAAUAACAACAAACAAUCAACAUGCCUCGAAUUCAUGAUCUUUGUGCACGUAUUCAAAAUGGUUUUCGAGCACGAUUACAAACAAUGGCUGUACCCGAAACGAAAAUGAAUCUUGCUAUUACCAAUAUUUUAUACAAGGAAGGAUUCUUAACCUCUGUUACUAGAGGUAAUCAUUUGGCUCCAGAUGCUACCUUCACACCUACUACACCCAGUAAUAUUGCCACACGUCGUUUAUGGUUACAACUCAAAUACAAGGAAAACCAACCUGCUCUCAAUGCUAUGUCUGUUGUCAGUAAACCAUCCAAAAAAGUCACUUAUACCGUCAAUGAAAUGAAGAAUCUUGCCAGUGGUCGUCGUGCCAAAUUCAUCUCACCUUUACAACCUGGAGAAAUUGCUAUUAUGAAUACCAACCGUGGUGUUAUGGAUUUACAAGAAGCUAUUGAAAAGAACGUUGGUGGUGAAAUCCUGUGUCGUGUCAACUAGAAAAUCUUCAACUUAUUCCCUUUUUUCCCUCUACUUUCUUCAUUUUACAUUUAUAUUUUUUUUGUUAGUCUUGUAUCAUAGAAAUCAUUUAUAGUCUCGUUUAUCAUGCUUUAUUUAUAUAUUCUCUAGUAAUAAACGCUCUAAAGCUCCAAUGGAGUUUUCUUCUCUUU
Molecule: messenger RNA, 695 nt
Organism: Halteromyces radiatus
Lineage: Eukaryota; Fungi; Mucoromycota; Mucoromycetes; Mucorales; Cunninghamellaceae
Product: 30S ribosomal protein S8
Exons: 1
Coding region: 64-525 (153 amino acids)
Biological process (GO): translation
Cellular component (GO): mitochondrion; ribosome
Molecular function (GO): structural constituent of ribosome
Source: RefSeq, a predicted model, not a curated record